AGCCUUUGGCCUUAGCAUCCCACUCCCCUCCCACCAUCCCCUGCUGGUGUCUCAGCUCUGUUUGAGCAGAGAGAUCCAGUGGGGAAGCUGCUUUGGGCUCAAGCAAGACUGUUCUCUCAAAAAUUUGCUUUUACCUCCUAAAAGCAGAAAGCUGGAGGUACAGGGGCAGGACAAUGUGUCUCUUUGUGGUGUGUCUGCUCAGUGUCUUGGGGCUGACUGCUCCUGAGCACUACACCGUGGAAGACAUCUGCACUGCAAAGCCACGUGACAUCCCAGUGAACCCUAUCUGCAUCUAUCGCAACCCUGAAAAGAACACCCAGGAGGGUGAGGGGCAAGAGCCAGCAAAGGACAAGCUCCCAGAGUCCACCAACCCCCGGGUCUGGGAGCUGUCAAAAGCCAACUCUCGGUUUGCUGUCAUCUUCUACAAGUACCUGGCUGACUCCAAGGACAAUGGGGAAAACAUCUUCAUGUCACCCCUCAGCAUUUCCACAGCUUUCGCCAUGACCAAGCUUGGAGCCUGUGGUAGCACCCUCCAGCAGCUCAUGGAGGUCUUUCAAUUUGACACCAUUUCAGAGAAAACAUCAGAUCAGAUCCAUUUCUUCUUUGCCAAGCUGAACUGCCGCCUUUACAGGAAAGCAAACAAAUCCUCAGAUUUGGUAUCAGCCAACCGUCUCUUCGGGGAGAAAUCUUUAAGCUUUAAUGAGACUUACCAGAACAUCAGUGAAAUCGUUUAUGGAGCAAAACUCUGGCCCUUGAACUUCAAAGAGAAGCCAGAACUUUCCAGGCAAAUCAUUAAUGAGUGGGUGGCUAAUAAGACAGAGAAGCGCAUUACAGAAGUGAUCCCAGAAAAUGGUAUUGAUGAUCUCACUGUCUUGGUCCUGGUCAACACCAUUUAUUUUAAGGGGCACUGGAAAUCACAGUUCCCAGCUCCAAAUACAAAACUGGAUAUAUUUCAUAAAGCCAGUGGUGAGACCUGCCAGGUCCCAACUAUGUACCAGGAGUCCAAAUUCCACUACACAUUCAUCGCCCAGGACAAAGUCCAGGUGCUGGAGCUGCCUUACAAAGGGGACGAUAUCACAAUGGUGCUGGUCCUGCCCAGUGCCGGGACACUGUUGGAGAAAGUGGAGCGAGACUUGACAUCAGAGAAGCUGCAGGACUGGAUAGAUUCCAUGAAGGAGAUGUCUCUCUUUGUCUACCUCCCUCGCUUCCGUGUUGAGGACAGCUUCAGUGUCAAGGAAAAGCUGAGGAAAAUGGGGCUGGAAGAUCUCUUCAGUCCAGAAAAUGCUAGACUCCCAGGUAUCAUUGCAGAGGGCCGCACAGACUUGUAUGUGUCUGAGGCUUUCCACAAAGCCUUCCUUGAGGUGAAUGAAGAAGGCAGUGAGGCCUCAGCUGCUACAGCUGUCACCAUCUCUGGCCGUUCUUUCCCUAUGAACAGAAAAAUCUUCAAUGCCAACAGGCCCUUCCUGCUUUUCAUCCGGGAAGCUACCCUCAACACCAUCAUCUUCAUGGGCAGGAUAGCUGAUCCUUGCUCCUAAAGGAGCUGGUAGGGCCUCACUUCUCCCUCCUCUGCCUUGGGAAAAGGGGAGGUGGGUUAUUGUCACAAUGCAUGGGCUGCUCCUGGGGUGGUUGGUCUUGCUGUUUGGUGCCACCUGCAGGGAGGGACUGCAUCCAACUAGGCUGUCCCUGCUCUUCCCUGCCAUGUCAGGGGAGGGGGCUCAUAGGUCACCUCACCUGUCCUGUCCUCCAUGGCAAGGAAAACUGAAUUUCAUCUGGCACCAGUAUUUUUGUGGCACCCAAGCCCAGCAUUGCUGUCCUUCCUGUGCCCACCCCUCUGUAACUCUGAUCACUUGGUUCAUUAAAACCUAUAGACCUGUAUGUAACAAACUGCUCUCUGAAUGCACAGUUUACAUUAAGCCACUUCCUAGAUUUAAAUUCGUCUUUUCCAGUAAAUGGGGCCCCACACCAGAAAGGUGAGUGGAGCAGCAGCAGCCAUAAGGCAUGUGCUGGCUGGGCUAGAACACCCUCCUGCAGCUCUGUGUGGGUGAAAGAGCUGCCAAACAGCUGUGCCCUGCUUGCCAGCUGCUCUGGUAUGUCCUGUGUGCCCAAGUGCUAAGAGUCACUAGUGACAGUCUUGCAUAGCUAAGGCUUUGAAACUCUUUUUUAAUAUUAAGAUUUCAUCUAACAGUUACUAUAGCAGCAGUGCCCACGAACCAUGACAGUGCCCAGGUAAGGUAACCAGUAGCUGUAGCUUUGAUAAAAAUUUAUUAUUUUACCUGCAAGUUUACUCCAGGAGCUGAGGUGUCCUGGCCUGCUGUGAGGCCACAUGUGAACAGACCUCUUGUUUUCUCAGGGUGGCUGUACUGCUGUAGCACCUUGGGCAGGGCUGUCCUAAAGACGCAGAAGAUUUCUCCAUUUCAGGCAGUUGUUUGAAACCAGACAGUGAAAGCACAGUUCCUGUCCUCAGGAGGUGAUGGAAGUGGUGUGUGCAGACAGAGGGUUGCACUCCCCAGUGGCCCAUUUACUCCGGAUUGUGUAGGACCAGCAAAAUAUCCACCUUUGUAAAGGCUUCUUUUGGCAGGAAUUACCAGAGUAGCCAAGUAGUGAAGGAGUUAACUUGAACAGAGCUGGUAUGUCAGAUCUUCGGUCACUGGGUCUCUAGUUUUGGAAGCUAUCAGUGGUUUGACUCUUUCCUGUUCCUAGCAGGAUUGCUUGAGCAUCUGUGCAAGUAGUGUGUGAUUAGGACAUGGAGGGCCACCUCCUCCACUGUCCCACAAGCAAACUGUACGAAUCUGAGAGGUGUCCUUAAGGGGCUAACAUGCUCCCCUGGAGCAGUACCUUGGAAAGAAGCUGUGAAGAACUGGGAACCUGGGAGAAAAGGGGAAGCAUUUUGAAAAUAGAGUUCAGAAAGCAGCUCUUCCUCUCCCUCUCCCUGCCCUCCUCUGGCAGUUACCACUGUGGCAUUUCUUGAUGGAUCCCAUCUUCUGCCUGUGAACAUCACUGAAACACACAACCUCCUAUAAUCUCUGCCUUUUUCAGUUGUGCUCCAAGCUGUGGAGAUGGACACUGGUGAAAGAGGAGGGCUGAGGAAAGGCCUGGGUCUCCCUAGCAUGGCACUGAACCAAAAUACUUCCCCUGCCAUAGGCAGCUGGGAAAACAUCCAAAACUUGACCUGCAGCAAGAGCACAGGGCUUGUUCCUCCUGGGGAAACUGAAAAUGGCUGAGCCUGCUGAAGAGGUGAGACAAAACUCAUGCAAUAAGGACAGAAGCCAUUUGAGUUGCCAGGAACAGCCUGGCACUGUGCAACCGCAACCUCUCUUAAGCUGCGCAGCUUAAGGCAGUGGGGAGCUGCCCACAGCUGAGAUCAGGUGGAAAAUCCACGUUGGGUCAGUACCAGUCAGCCAUAAGACACAGACAAGGACCUGAGUAUUAAACCAUUUAAUUCUCAAACCACUCACAUGCAUAAUGUUCUUUUACACAGUGUUAAAAGAAAGAAGAAAAUUCGUUUUUUCUAAUACAAACAGAAUUUCAAGUAUACAUUUAUAGCAUUUUCCAAAUUCUUACCCAAGUUGCUAAAUUUUCAUUCACAUUGUUCUUAAAGCUGUCCAAUGAGAGCGCUUUUUGCUAAACUGCUUUCAAUGCAAUUGUACAGUCCCCUUUACCUUGGUUUUCUUUCCCCCUUUCCCAGUUCUGGUUCCCCUUCUACCCCUGCUCACUCCCCUCCAGCAGUGCUGGCUGUCCCUGGACACAGUGGCCAUGGAGCUUCUGUUUGCCAGCACCCGCUGGAAGAGGAAAAGGGAAGCAGUCAUGGAGGACCAGUUUGGAAACAGCUUGCAAAAUCACUGAAGAACAGUCUGAUAUCCACAAGUUACAGAAGGCUUCAGCCUAUUCUAGACUAGUCUGAACACUGACUUCUUUUUCUUGAAAUAAGGACUGCAAUCAAAAAUAAAAUAAUAAAGAAUAAUUAGUACAGCAGGAAAUUUCUUAACUGUGAAAUUAAGUCUUGAGUAUUAGGACACCUGUCCUAAAAAGGUUUGGUUUACAGGUCACUAGUUGAAGGCGACAGCAAAACUUCUGUUACAAAUGGUUACUCUGCAAACCAGCUCACAGCAGAAUCAAUGUGGGACACAAAAACUUGGAUUAAAAAAGAAAAAAAACCAAACAGAACUGACAAGGUCUCCAUAUUCAUGUUAUGGAAAAACCCCACAACCCCAGUAACAGUUUUCUCUUAGCUUUGCUAUUCAGCUUAGCUCAGCCCUGGGCCACCAGCUGGGUUGUAACUGGGUGCAACUUCUGACCUGUUAAAAAAUGGGGUUUAAAUCUUCUUGAUAGGCAAGGGUGGGUUUCUCUUGACACAUUAUGAAGUCCCUUAACAGCCACCAGCCCCAUCAGUGCUUGGGCACAGUGGGGCUACUCCAGGUGGUGUGGGGGCCAUGCUGGCCUGGGGGGCUGCUGGAGGUAGAGCUGCCAUGCCCAAGCAUCUGGCAACAUUGCUUCCCCCCAAGCUGUGGCUGCCCUGGAGCUGCCUGCCCAUACAGCCGUGUCCCAAGCCAGCCACAGCUGUACUCAUCUGACCAGUU
Molecule: messenger RNA, 4577 nt
Organism: Pseudopodoces humilis (Tibetan ground-tit)
Lineage: Eukaryota; Metazoa; Chordata; Aves; Passeriformes; Paridae
Gene: SERPINC1
Product: serpin family C member 1
Biological process (GO): regulation of blood coagulation
Molecular function (GO): serine-type endopeptidase inhibitor activity
Source: RefSeq, a predicted model, not a curated record